GUCAAAUGCGGAACUUAUGCGUCCAUAUAGCCCAUAGAACCUUGGCUCAUUGUUUUGCGCACAUAUACGAAAGGAUACGGCAGAAAACAUUAAAAACUGCACACGUGUUGUAGUGUCCACACCUCAAUGCGUGCUGGAGCUCAGCUCACGAACUUCAGCCGAACUUCGACGACUCUUAACAGACUGAUCACUUCAACUGUCAGAAUAGUUUACUGCCGUUUUCUAGUGGGGUGAAGAAUAACACUUUAGUGAUCUUGUAAUAUCAUUGAUGAAGAUUUUUCGUGACAUUCGUUUUUGCAUAUAAGCUUAAAUACUAGUUUGCUAUUUCAUUGUGAACAAACAGCGUAGAACAAUGAUUUUAGAGAGGAUAUCUCCAAGAAAAUGGUCUUUAUUAAUGCACAGGGGUGUGCUGAGACAGGCCCACUCGUUGGUUCCGCCGCAGCCGGUGCCUCCGCUUGCCCAGACGCUGCAGCGCUACCUGAGGGCUUUGGAACCGCUCUUACCGCCAGAUGAGCUCGAACACACCCACAGGAUCGUGCAGAAGUUUGGAUGCUCUGGAGGUCUUGGUGAAAAACUGCAGAGAGAGCUGAUCAAACGAGCAAAGCAUUCACACAACUGGAUCUCUGAUUGGUGGGUUCAGUGGGCAUACCUGGAGUGUAGGCAGCCUUUGGCAGUGCAUUCGAAUCCAGCCAUCUCUUUGCCUAAACGUGACUUCACAGACUGGAGAGGUCAACUAGUGUUUGCAUCAAGGUUAAUUGCAGGAGUGUUGGACUUUAAAGCUGACGUGGACAGUGGGAAGCUAGUGGUAGAGUAUAUGCGUGGACAGCCGCUAUGUAUGGAAUUGUUUCCUCAGUUGUUCUCCUCCUGUCGAAUCCCGGGACCCAAACAUGACCAUGUGGUUCAUUAUGGACGUCCACGCCGUGGCCCAGCUCACAUUACUGUGGUCAGGAACUACCAGUUUUUCCAGUUGGAUGUUUACAACAGUGAUGGAACACCAUUGACAGAAAGUCAGAUCCACGCUCAGCUGUUGCGAAUCCGCUCUCAGUCAUGGAAAACCGACAAGGAACCAAUGGGAAUUUUGACCAGCGAGCAUCGUCACACAUGGGGUCAGGCUUAUACUCGCUUGCUCAGAGAUAAAAUCAAUAAAGAAUCUGUGAGGCUGAUAGAGAAAUCGAUCUUUACGUUGUGUUUGGACUCUCCAGUUAUGAGGAUUUCUGAUGAGAAGUAUUCUAGUCGAAUGGCAGCACAGAUUUUGCAUGGCGGUGGGACUUAUUCAAACAGUGGCAAUCGCUGGUUUGACAAGACACUACAGUUUGUUGUCGGUGAGGAUGGGUCUUGGGGUCUCUUGUACGAACAUGCGACAGCCGAGGGUCCACCUAUAGCCACAUUGUUGGAUCAUGUGCUAAAAUACUGUAAGAAACCGGACACAGUGCGAGCUCCGUUAAUUCCGCUGCCCAUGCCCAAGAAACUGUACUUCUACAUCAAUUCUGAGAUCAAGUGGGAUCUAGAGAUGGCCAAGCAGAAUCUGGAUAUGUGAGUUCAACUGCCUGUUAUUGUUUUGGGCACUUUUUAUUGUUUAUUUAAAGGGCCCCUAUUAUGCUAAUUUCUAGGUUCAUAAUUUAGUUUGGGCUCUACUGGAAUACGUUUUACAUUGGGAAUUAUUUAAACAAGGAAUAUUGUGACUACAAGUGAGGGUUGCGUUAUUGGACUUUAAUCUUUGCAGAUCUUUUCAAUGGUCAAACAGCAACAUUACUCACUAAAGAAAGUUGAACAUGUAAAAAAGCAUAAUAGGUCCUCUUUAAUGUUACACUGCAUUCUUUUGCUGAAGAAUAUUUUGGUAGUACUUCGGGCUCUGCCUGACUGUGCAAAUAAAAAUGGUAAUUGUA
Molecule: messenger RNA, 1886 nt
Organism: Pimephales promelas (fathead minnow)
Lineage: Eukaryota; Metazoa; Chordata; Actinopteri; Cypriniformes; Leuciscidae
Source: RefSeq, a predicted model, not a curated record